AGAGGCACAUUGUCCGGCAUGUCGGACGCGUGAAGAUGAGUUCAAGCUACGAAAGAAUGUGCUUGCUGAGGAGCUCGUCGAGGCAUAUGAGCCGCUGCGACAAAGUCUUAUGAGCAUGCAGCAAGAACACCUGCGACACGUCGAGAAGCACAAGCAGGUAGAGGUCUACGAGAUUCCUGACUCUUCUCCCUCUUCACAAGAAGAUGCACCGCGUAGAUCAAAGCGCAGACGAACCUCCCAGUCCUAUGCCGCAGCGUCGCCUGAAGACGUCGCACGAAGGCGUCCACUCGAGCGCGGUGAAGUGCUUUGUCCGGUGUGCAACAAGCCAGUGCAAGAAGAAGCCAUCAACGCGCAUGUCGAUCGCUGUCUAUCUGGAGAAGCAGAGGGUGGAGACGUGCCGACCAAAUCGAAGCAUUUUGCACCGCCAGUCGCUCCUGUCUCUGCACGUCCAUCAGAGAAGCGUUUGCCAAAGCUCAACUAUGCAGUACUGACAGAGGCUAAGCUACGGACAGAGCUCUCGCGGUUAAGCAUCCCCUCGAACGGCAGCAAAACUACACUACAACGGCGACAUGCAGAGUGGUUGACCUUAUGGAACAGCAAUAUGGACGCAAAGCACCCUCGGUCGCGACGAGAUCUGCUUCGUGAGCUCAAGGCGUGGGAGGAUGCACUGGGCAGGUCGACGGUGAAGUUGACGACGGAGGAGCUGGAAGAGCGCGCGGCGGAUGACCAUGGAGACUUCAAGUCGUUGAUUGCAAGGGCGCGGGCGUCGGCGGAAGAAGCCAAGCGCCAGAGUCUUGGGAGUGCGCAGGAAGAGGCUUCCGCUGCUGCAGCUAUCCCUGCAGAAGGCCCCGAGACCGAGGCCGCUGGUUCCUGAGCAAGUUCUUUGUCUCUUGGCUUCUUCUUUGUCCUCGAAGUCGCCGCAGAAUAAAAAGGGAAAGCAGCCCACGACGACACGGCUCCCUCGACCAACACAAGACUCUGUAGGCCAUGACGACCAUCAGGCAGCUUGCGCCCGACGUAACCAUCUUCUCCGCCCCCUUCUCCCGCUUCGGCCUCUUCAAGAUUGGCGCACGAGCAACAGCCCUCGGGGUAACAAACACAACAGGCACACCAGCAAAAGACGUCAUCAUCGUGUCGCCCAUCGCCGCAUCGCCUGAGAUCGAGGCGGCGCUUGUUGGACUCGGCACAGUCAAGUAUCUCGUUGCGCCUGACCGAGAGCACCACUUGCAGCUCGAGGACUAUGCAAAGCGCUACCCAGAGGCCAAGAUCAUCGGCGUCGAAGGCCUUCCUGAGAAGCACCCAAAUUUGACCUUCUUCAAGGUCUUUGGCA
Protomyces lactucae-debilis is the source of this 1330-nucleotide messenger RNA. RefSeq lists its product as uncharacterized. The transcript has a single exon. The record is from RefSeq and is a predicted model, not a curated record. Lineage: Eukaryota; Fungi; Ascomycota; Taphrinomycetes; Taphrinales; Protomycetaceae. Bases 110 to 874 code for a protein of 254 amino acids. Gene Ontology annotation, cellular component: nucleus; Rad6-Rad18 complex. Gene Ontology annotation, biological process: protein monoubiquitination; DNA damage tolerance. Gene Ontology annotation, molecular function: ubiquitin protein ligase activity; single-stranded DNA binding.